This is a messenger RNA of Culex pipiens pallens (northern house mosquito), 753 nucleotides long. RefSeq lists its product as uncharacterized. The transcript has a single exon. Lineage: Eukaryota; Metazoa; Arthropoda; Insecta; Diptera; Culicidae. The record is from RefSeq and is a predicted model, not a curated record. Bases 4 to 483 code for a protein of 159 amino acids.
AAAAUGAUAAACAUUUUACUGUUGGGCCUAGCGCUCGUUCCAGCAGUGUUGGCGGAAGUUCCAACCGGAUGUGUGACGCUAAAAUUUGUGAACAACGCAAAGCAUAUCAACAUGUGGGACAACACCGUCCUGCAUUACCGUAAGCUCAACGGGGGAGAUGAAAAGGAACAAUGGGUGAUCGAGAAAAAUGGCGAUGACUACAAAAUAAGGCCCAGAAUUUAUACGGAAUAUUUGUAUGCCGAGGAUAAAACCGACGAUCCUGGUCGAGCGGUGAAAACCCUCAAAGAGGGAACAACAGACGCGAAUAUUUGGAAAGUUGAGCAAAAAAUGGCACUUUACAUGAUCAGCAACGUUAAGUACCAGGAAUGUCUGGUGAUAACAGGAACCGAUCAUGUGGUUACCAAGAAAAUGGAUAGCUGUGGCGAUGAUUUGUGGGAAAUCCAGCCUGUUGCAAACUGUUUAAUCGUUGGAAAAAAGAACUAAUUCCAAGCAAUUCUUUCUUGAUAUAUCACGUUUAUCAACUAAACAAUAACUACGUUUAAUAAAUAAAGAAACUUAACACCAGAAAAUUAUCAAGUCAUCAGUCAGCCAAUUACUAGAAGUUAACUGUCAAGUAAUAAACGCUUUUGGAAACCCUUUUUUGAUACGUAGAAAAUGUCCAAAUUUAAGAACGCUUGUAAAUAUUUCGAAAUAGUCUUUUUUCUCUUCAGAAAAAAUAGAAAAAAAAAUAAAGCAGCAGCCAAUUGCAGAUUA